Molecule: messenger RNA, 324 nt
Organism: Aplysia californica (California sea hare)
Lineage: Eukaryota; Metazoa; Mollusca; Gastropoda; Aplysiida; Aplysiidae
Exons: 2
Source: RefSeq, a predicted model, not a curated record
CGUGGUAUACCUCCGUGCCCUCCUCCCGUCCCUCCUCUACCUCACCCUCCUCCUCCUCCUGUCGGACCGGUGCAGAGUCUACCAGUACAACCAGCCCCGCCUCUUCGGACAACACCGCUCUCUGUUCUGGUGCCUCUCCGCCCUGGCCCCGGCUCUCCUCAUAGCCGCCUUCCUCGCCUACCUCAAGAGCAUGCCCGUCGGGUUGAAAUACCGGCCAGAGGCCAGGUACCCGUGUGUGGAGCUGUACCCAUGUACCUAUCUCACGUGUCGGGGCUCGGCGCUACUCACACACGCUCACAGGGUACCGGACGACAUGAGGCUUAG